CCGAGCAGAACGACAAAGCGGAAAAAUCGAGAGCACGCAUAUCGGAUCGGUAGUAGGAGGUGUCAUUUGUAGUUUGGAGGACAAUUCCCUAAAUAAUUUAAACCCUGCCAGUCUGAAAGGAUAAAGUUCAAUCGCAUUGAGUUCGCAAGUAGCAGCGGAAGCAGAUGCCAAGUGUGUGAAUCCGGGUGCCGAAUUACUGUUUGGUUAACGAAAAAAAUAGCCUUUUGAAGCAACAACUUACUGUGAAGGAUUGAAGUCUGGUUUUUUAUGCACAUACACACCCGCACGCCCUCCCAGCAAGCGACGGAGUGAUGAUGUUCCUGACAAAAAAGGAGUGGAAAAAUCUCGCCCGAAAGCUCCGGUUUUCCCCGCGGAGGCGUUACUAUGUGAUUUCAGCGAUUGCCCUGGCGGUGGUCAUUGUGCUGGUCUAUUGCAGUAUCACGUCGUCCUACUAUUGCUUCGACACCGGAGUCGAGUGGAAGGUGACCAAAUUUUGCCAGAGGCAGGGUCUCUCCGGCAGCAUGUGCCCGGAGUUUUGCAGCCGAAGUGGCGUAUUCUGGGAUCUGCGAUGUCCACAGCCAAGCCUCGAGAUACAUCACCCGAAUCGGUUCCAGCUCAAGCGGCAGGACACCCCACUGGCUGUGAUUCAAGCAGUACCCAACGAGAACUACGAAAAGCUUUUCUGGGUGGACAGCUACUAUCACAAGGAACAUUACCCAACUGAGAUCGAGUACGAGAACAUCGUCAAGCGGUACAUAUCGAACAAGUACAACAUGGAGAUUCCCUACGAGAAGAUCCGCACGCUGAUGCGAUUGACCCACAAGGAGAACAUUCCGAUGUUCCACCACAGCAUGCGGGAUAGCUGGAAUCUGAUUCAGAAUCACGAGUUUGUAAUGGCGGUAAUGUUCAACGAGAACGAUCUGUUUCCGUACGUGGAGGGGAACUGCGCCGAGAUGUUUACCUCGGAAAAGCUAAAUGCAUUGGAUUUCGAUGACAGUCGGUAUUAUUUUGGAAGCCAUAUAACGUUGGACCGCUGGCGGUACCACAUUAAGAUGGCUGUGCUGAUUCUGGAUUACAUGGACGAGCUGGACCAGCAUGGAAUUCAAAUGUGCCACGUGGAUUUAACUCGGUUCGGGAUCAACAACAAUCGGCUGAAGUAUGACGAUCUGAGGUUUGUCUUUACCGAUUAUACUAUCAAUAGAAAGAUUUCGAGUGGUAGCUACUGCACGCAUGAUGAGCACUGCUAUUUCAUGAACUGCAAGUCGGAGUGCAACGUGGAGAAGAAUCGCUGCGAGUCGACGGUGAUGAACAACAACGUGCAGAUCGUUUGUGAUAAGGUCUUCCUUGGGACAAAGCGUUACCCUGGCAUUCUGAUAACGCAAAAAUCGCCGGAUCGAUUGCACAUGUUGUUGGAGCGCUGUGCGAAUCCAACGCAGAACCGGGACGUGUCACGUGCUCGACCAUUAGGUACCUCUGAAGAGCUGAGGAAACAGUUGUACAACGAAUUGACCAGCAUCUACGAGAAACUUGCUCUGAUCAAUGCUCCGUAAUAGGACAUGGUGGAUUUACCCCGGCCGGUGAAUGUGCGUCGUUUGUCGAUCGUUGUUCAUUUGUGUGCGAUGUGCGGUUCACUUUUUUGAACUAUGGACAGCUUUUUACGGUAUUACGUAGGUGUAUAUUAUGUACCACGAGGAAAGUGAUGAUCAACGUGAACGAAACUAAUCGAGGGUUUCAAACCUGAAAACGUAUUAUUUUUGUAGGCUUUGUAGAUUCUAAGGUAAACUAUAGGCUUCUCGUGGAUUUCAAGAGAAGCAAAACCAAAUUUGCCAAUGACACAAUCAUUUGGAAUUUUGAAAGUUCAACAACUUAUUUGAUAGUGAUCAAACUUUUUAGUGAAACAAAAAUCAAGACCAACUGAAACCAUGCAGUCAAAAAGUAGCAUUUAGAGAGAUUGUAACUAUCUUUUUUUACAGCUAACAAUA
Ochlerotatus camptorhynchus is the source of this 1982-nucleotide messenger RNA. It is a transcript of the gene aln, whose product is annotated as allnighter. The record is from RefSeq and is a predicted model, not a curated record. The transcript is spliced from 4 exons. Bases 312 to 1550 code for a protein of 412 amino acids. Lineage: Eukaryota; Metazoa; Arthropoda; Insecta; Diptera; Culicidae.